Messenger RNA from Protopterus annectens (West African lungfish), 1496 nucleotides. RefSeq names its product thiamine triphosphatase (gene THTPA). Gene Ontology annotation, biological process: dephosphorylation; thiamine metabolic process; thiamine diphosphate metabolic process. NCBI's taxonomy places the organism in Eukaryota, Metazoa, Chordata, Ceratodontiformes, Protopteridae. The record is from RefSeq and is a predicted model, not a curated record. Gene Ontology annotation, molecular function: thiamine triphosphate phosphatase activity; magnesium ion binding. The transcript is spliced from 3 exons. Bases 363 to 989 code for a protein of 208 amino acids.
UAGGGGAGGUCCCUGUCACGGACACUAAUUUUCUUCGUAGUAGUCUCACGAUUAAUACACGUAAAGAAAAAGAACUAAAAGCCCAAUUCGGCUUUGAACAUCUGAAAUCCACUUGACAGCAAAAGAACAAGAGAAACAUUUGUUUCGAACACAGGUCUAACCCUUCGAAAUACUAAAUCAUAGAGAAACACGUUAGUAGCGUCGAUAAUCACGUGAUACCAGGGACGCCCUACUGCAACCAAGACAUGUUACGGCGCAAACGUCAAACAGGGACUUCGUAGUAGAAGGCUUUGUAUGCAAUAACUUAAGCUCUAUUUCUUCCUUUUUGGCUACAUUAAAACAGGAGAGAUAUAAGCAGAAAAAUGGAUUCACUAUCCCUAGAAGUUGAACGGAAAUUUUUCUUUAAACCUGAAACUGAGCUUAAACUAAGAGAUUUGGGAGCAGAGCUGAAAAGAGACCAAAGAAUUUGUGAUCGUUACUUUGACAAUGAACACUUUCAGCUAACGCUGGCAGACCACUGGUUGAGAAUGAGAGAUGGAUAUUGGGAGCUGAAAUGUCCCCCAGGAAAAAUAGAUAACUCUUUUGGGCCUGCUACUCACUACCUGGAAAUUACUCAAGAGGAGGACAUUAUCUGCCGUGUAUGCAAGGUUCUGGGCUUGAUACAGACUGCAUGGAUAUCAGUGGCAGAUCUUGUUCAAAGUGCAGGGCUUGAUGAGUUUGCCAGUUUUGUCACUGAACGCAAGGUCUAUACCCUCCCUUGUGGGAGCCACGUAGAUUUGGACAAGGCAGAUUUUGGCUACCAGAUUGGGGAGAUUGAAGUCCUAGUGAGUGAUGUCAGCAAAACAGAUAAUGCACUUGAGAAGAUAAACAGCCUCGCAGAAAAGCUUGGCCUAACAAAUACAGAAAGGAUUCCAGGAAAGAUGGAUGCUUUUCUUAUGCAGUUCCGACCCUUGCAUUACAAGAAACUGCAGGAAGCACAUAUUCUUUGAACAGGAGAUACCACUGCAAGAUUAUGUCCAACGUAAAGGACAAAACAGAUACUUAAGCUAUUGUAUGGUCACCCAGCCUUGAUGCUUUUUCUUUCUGUGCUGCUUCUCCCCUCUAACAAAAUGUUUUCAGCAACUCAGAGACAUUUUUCUGUCCAUGUCUGUCUGACUUAUUCUCAGCAGCUUUCUUGAUAAAUUAAAAAUUGUAUAAAACAAUGGAUAAUUCUGUGAUAAUUAAGUUAAAAAAAGAGCACUUUAACCCUUCACAUAAGGUAUUAGUGUCUCAUUAAAAGUUAUAGCCAAUGGUCUGUGUAGUUAUAUUCUAUUAAGUUUUUUAUAUGUAUAUUCCUGAAAGAACUGAGAACUUGAAGUAUAAUUACUUUAUCAGUUAUAAGACUGAGUAAUGUUGUGUAUUUUUUUUUUUUACAAUGGAACAUGUGUACUUAUGGUUCCCCAUCUGGAAGCUGGAAUCUGUAGUUGAAUUAUUUCAUAAAAUCCCAUUUUAGUUUA